AAACCUCCGUUCGUCUCCAAUCAGUUCCACCGUCGUUAGCCUCCAUUCUCAGGGAUCCUCAGAUCGAAAGCUCUCUCCUUUUCCCCGCGUAGCAUCAUAGGUUGAAGUUUCCUGCGUUAUUACUCGGAGAUGGGCUAUUGUUGAAUCGCAUUGGGGUUUUAGGUCUUUUCGAUUGAGAUGUCAUGAGGGUUUGAUUUAAUCUUCUCUUUCUCUUGGAAUCUGGUUUUAUUGAUUUGGAAUGAUUGGUUUGUAGAUCUUACAAAUUGCCAAAAAGACUUGCUUUAGGGGGAAACUAGGUAACCUACAUGCUCUCGGGUUCAGCAUACGGGCAUGUUUAGCCUCGAGGGAUCAUGCUAUCUCUGCGUCCCAUUCGCAGAUUCUACCCUUCUCUAGCCACUGGCGUAUUUGCUUCGACCUUACACGUUCCAGCUGAAUCCAAUCAGGAGGAGGCCCCUGCCCUUGUCAAGCUUAAAUCUGAGCGAGACCCUGAGAAGCUAUUCAACCUCUUUAAAGCCAACGCCACUAACCACUUGGUCAUUGAGAAUCGUUUUGCUUUCCAAGACACGGUUUCUAGAUUAGCCGGGGCACGCCGGUUUGAUUUCAUUGAGGAUCUGCUUGAGCAUCAGAAGACGCUUCCACAAGGUCGGCGCGAGGGCUUCAUUGUUAGGAUUAUUAUGCUAUACGGCAAGGCUGGGAUGACCAAGCACGCUCUCGAUACUUUCUUCAGUAUGGACUCGUACGGCUGCAAGAGGAGUGUUAAAUCCUUCAACGCCGCGCUUAGAGUCUUAACUUUGAAACCUGAUCUCCACACCAUCCAGGACUUCCUUCUCCAUGCUCCGUCCAAGUAUGGGGUUGUAAUGGAUGCCUUUUCGUUUAACAUUGCCAUUAAAUCUGUUUGUGACAUGGGGUUUCUUGACAAGGCGUCUCUGGUAAUGAAGGAGAUGGAGAAGUCUGGCUUGAAACCAGACGUAGUUACUUAUACCACACUUAUAUCGGCGUUUUACAAGCAUGAUAGGUAUGUGAUUGGGAAUGGACUGUGGAACCAUAUGGUGCUCAAGGGGUGUAAGCCUAAUCUCACCACCUUUAAUGUUAGGAUUCAGUUUUUAGUGAAUAGGGGAAGAGCCUGGGAUGCAAAUGAUCUGUUGAUGUUGAUGCCAAAACUCCAGAUGGAACCGGACAACGUGACGUAUAACAUGGUUAUCAAAGGGUUUUUUGUUGCGGGGUUCCCUGAAAUGGCAGAAAGAGUUUAUACAGCUAUGCAUGGUAAAGGUUACAAACCCAAUGUGAAGAUCUACCAGACGAUGAUUCACUAUUUGUGUAAGGCGGGAAAGUUUGAUUUGGGGUAUACCAUGUGUAAGGAUUGUAUGAGAAAGAAGUGGUACCCGAACUUGGACACAGUUGGUGUGUUGGUGGACGGGCUUGUGAAAAAAGGCCAGCUUGAUCAAGCUAAGUUGAUUAUGGAGUUGGUUCACAAACGAGUUCCUCCUUUCAGCUCAAAACAGUUGAUCCCACUUAAGUCCAUUUUGUAAUUUGUUUACAUGGAGUAGAACAAAUUUUGCUACGACUAUGCGGGGACAGAGGAUUCUCUUUCUUUAUUACCCCUGAGUUUCUCUUUGUAUAGUUGUGGUUGGAACUGGAAAACGGAUGUUAUUAGGAGGCACACUAACAUCUUUCUUGACGGAUUCAAAUAUAUGUUCUUCCAUGCCCUCUCUCUCUCAGGAUAAAUUGGAAAACUCCAAUGAAUGCUGAGUCGAGAGCAAUAUGGCAUUGGCAAAUUUGUGAACAGUCUUUUGCCAUGUGCUGGAGAGUAGGUGACUGUUGAUGCACACACGCGUGGCUUAAGUAUUGAGUUAGCCGUGGAAAAAUCAUCUUCUGGC
Molecule: messenger RNA, 1877 nt
Organism: Brassica rapa (field mustard)
Lineage: Eukaryota; Viridiplantae; Streptophyta; Magnoliopsida; Brassicales; Brassicaceae
Product: pentatricopeptide repeat-containing protein At1g80150, mitochondrial
Molecular function (GO): protein binding
Source: RefSeq, a predicted model, not a curated record